Messenger RNA from Kwoniella shivajii, 333 nucleotides. Its product is annotated as ribosomal protein L35. NCBI's taxonomy places the organism in Eukaryota, Fungi, Basidiomycota, Tremellomycetes, Tremellales, Cryptococcaceae. Bases 1 to 333 code for a protein of 110 amino acids. Gene Ontology annotation, biological process: translation. Gene Ontology annotation, cellular component: ribosome; large ribosomal subunit. Gene Ontology annotation, molecular function: structural constituent of ribosome. The transcript has 3 exons. The record is from RefSeq and is a predicted model, not a curated record.
AUGUCGUUCCUACCUCGACUCCUUCGUCCGUUCACUUCUUCCAUCGCGGGACCCUCAAGGCUUCCUCUCAAAUUCUCUUCGAUACCUCCCUUAAACUCGAUUACGAGUUCAGCCUCGUUCUCAACAUCAUCACCUAACUUGGUGAAACAAAAGCUCAAGUCACAUUCUGGAUGCAAGAAGAGGUUCUUCGCUAAUGCCAAUGGAAUGGCUCAAACCGGAAAAGCACAUCUGAAUACCGCAUUUUCAACUGCCCGAAUAAAUAGAUUAGCUAAAUCAGUUUAUGUGACCAAGACACAGAACCGAAAACUCAAAAAGAUGUUACCGUACGCAUAG